Actinia tenebrosa (Australian red waratah sea anemone) is the source of this 3363-nucleotide messenger RNA. RefSeq lists its product as uncharacterized. Lineage: Eukaryota; Metazoa; Cnidaria; Anthozoa; Actiniaria; Actiniidae. The record is from RefSeq and is a predicted model, not a curated record.
AACAUGGAGAUUUGCUGUUCUUUUAAAUCUAUUGUCGGUGGAAUCUGUGGUUUUGACCGUAAAGAUCGUGCAUAUGAUACACAGGUGAUACCUCUAUUGACAUGCAAGAAAGACAUCUCGAGUCACUUGCGGAGUUGCAAGUUUUCUGGCCCUGAAAAUGAGGUGGAUUUAAUUUUGUCUCGCGCUGGUUUAUUCAAGACCCCCMAAAACAUAGAAGAAAUAACCAUUUGUCCAAACCAUCGUUCUGUUCUUGGCAUUGGGUGGAGUCGGGGCUCUAACACUAGAUGUAGGAUACCCCAAGAAGUUUCUGGUCAAAAAUGGAAAGGGAAAAUACCAAAGGCGGACAGAGGUGUUGGAAAAGGCGCAUCUCAGAUGCUGUUGAAACAAACUGGAACAUUUAUUCAAGCUGGUUCUGGUAAGUGUCCUUAAAAGUCAUCUCUAUUUGAUAUCCUCCUGAUUUUAUGAGCUCAGGAUAACGUUUUCAAUUUACUAUUCAAUCUAGGAAUGUGCACCAACUGUGAAAAAAAGUUAAAACAAACAGAGCUUGAAGAGAAUAUCGUAUCAACGGUUGCAAUGGAUUUUGAGAAGCUUCAAUUGACGGAUGAAGAUCAAGAGGUCUCCUUUAAAACACCACUGAAGUCAAGUCCAGCUGCCUCAGUCUGUGCAUUACAYGAAACACCCGUGAGCCUUUAUCAGCCUUCAGAGGCACAGUCCGUAUCCUUGGUUCUUGAAGAAGACAAAUCCAUUACAUAUGAGACACCUAGAGACCACCUCAACGCAUUUCUAGCUUCACGGGAUAUAAGCCCGAUUCGCCACUCAUUGGUAACACCAUGGGACACAGCGUCAGCGCGAACAAAACGCYACCAUACUCGAAAGGCAAAACAAGUUGUCGGCGCAUGUCUUGAAGAGAUUGCGCCCCAAGACCACCAACAGCUCCUUACCUCGGUCUGUAGUUCUAAUAACACUUGCGAUAAUAUAGAUUCUGCUUUGCUAGACGCGCUCACUGAGUGUUACAACAACGCUGGACAUUGGAGUACGCGUAGGCAGAUUCUUUCCAUUAUUGCAGAUAAAGUCAGCUAUAAUGAACUACAGAGAUGGAUACCAGACCUUUCCAGGUACCGCUACAAUAUCGCAAGGCAUCAUCGUCUCUUACACGGAAGAGGUUCAGUUAUCCUCUCCCCGUCGACCGCACGGAUGUAUGUUCCAAAAGAAAAACUAGACCACUUUCUAACGUAUCAAAGUUAUUGUCAUGAAUCAGGCUUUUCCCCUAUGAGUAGAAGCACCUUGUGCCGAGUACUAAAUGUAUGUUCAGCGUCGGUACGCAAAUCCCUACAAGGAUUAGAUUACUUCUCCGCUGAAGGGGCUAAAGCUUUUGAMGAACUGGAAGAGAUGGUGGAAAAGCUUGGUGAUGAAUAUGGAAAAGGACUUACUUGGGCAAAACAACAAAAUGAAAAGCUAAAACGUUCCAAGAGAUAUCUCAAAACCGACUAUAAGGUUCACAUUUCCCAGAGUUCCACAGUACCUGAUCACUGCAUACCUUAUGCUCUUAGCUUUAAAGCUGACGAAGACUACAUUUCGUCUUGUGACCAUGAGCACAAGGAAAGGUGUGACCGCUGUGAUGUAUUUCCUGGUGUUAUUAAUGAAGUGCAUACAGUUUUAGACAACCUUGAAGAAGGAGCUGAAAAAGAUGAGAUGAAAUAUGACGUCGAUCAGUAUGUUAACAAAGUUGAUGCAUGGAAAGCUCAUAUUCUCCGUUUGAUAAAUCAAGAUAAAGCACAGUUAGAUAUCCUUCAAAAUCUGGACCCAGAGUCCGCACUCCUUGUUUUUGAUUGGGCAAUGAAGUUUCUGCCAAGGAAGUUCCGUGAGGCACAGAGCGAUUGGUUCGGUAAGCGUGGCAUCAGCUGGCAUGUAACAGUAGCUAUCCGAAGAARUGAAGAURGAAAUAUGCAGAYGCUUACUUUCGUGCAUGCAUUCGAAAAGUGCAUCCAGGAAAGUGAUACAGUCUUGGCAAUCAUUGAUAAUAUCUUCUACCAGCUUAGGUCUAUUGCACCAGGAAUUAAAAAUGUCUUUCUUAGACAAGACAAUGCUGGAUGCUACCACUCAGCUUCAGUGUUGCUAUCAGUCCAGCGAAUAGCUACCAAGCACAAACUCCAUCUAUCCCGUGUGGAUUAUUCAGACCCUCAAGGUGGUAAAGGAUCCUGCGACCGCAAGGCAGCAACGAUAAAAAGCCACAUGAAAGUCUAUCACAACGAAGGUCAUGAUAUCGAGACAGCGGAGCAGAUGGUGUCAACGAUAGAGUCAGCACGUGGUAUACCGGGGGUGAGGGUAACGUUAUGUGGCCAGCAAACCAGUCAGAUACCUUUUCCAGUGAAAUGGGAGGGAAUCAGUUUCCUUAACAACAUGGAGCCCAGCGAAGAAGGAAUAAGAGUCUGGAGAGCUUAUGGGAUAGGACCCGGCAAACUGUUGUUGUGGAAAKAUUUCGAUGUUCCAGAGAAUCAUCAAUUACCAACCCUUAACACUGUAGGUGAACGUAGUGAUCGCACUUCCUCUACUUCGUUUACUGAUGUUACUGCACGACGUCUCAAAAAAUGGGAAGCACCUAGUCAUCAAGCUGAGACAACUGCACAACUUGAAACAGAAGAAGAUAAUUCCGACCCUGAGGAGCAGAGUUUGUUCUUUUGCCCAGAAGAAGACUGUGUCAAAUCCUUCCAAAGGUAUUCUUCUUUACAAAACCACAUACACUGUGGCAAGCACAAGUAUGUUCUGGAGCGUGAAACCUUUUUUGAUAAAGCGAUAUUGAUGUACGCAGCUAAACUAGAGCAAGGAGCAACUUGUGAUGUGCCACAAAUUUCUGAAGGAACUCCCUCUGUYGCAGUGAAUGAGCCUACUUUGAAAAUGGGCUGGGCYCUAAAAAGUACCAAGCAGCGCAAGCGCCACUCAGAAAAACAGAARAAAUACCUGCUAGAAAUAUAUCAAAUUGGCGAGCAAACUGGUCAAAAGGCUGAUCCUGUCUCCGUUUCAAAAGCUAUGAGAAAAGCAAAGCUCUCCAGUGGCGAACCUAUGUUCUCUGCCACAGAAUUCCUGACAUCGCAGCAAAUUUCAAGUUUCUUUUCGCGAGUCACAGGAAARAAGAAAUGUCAAGAUUAUGAAGAAUUUCAAAAAGAUCAACAGGAAGUUGAAACAGAAAAACUAUUGCAAGACUUACAGAGUGAGGUUCUUAGCGUAGUUUCCACCCGCCAUCCAAUCAUAUACGACGUUUACGACCCUUUGCGACUUGGCCUCUCGCAAGAAGUUAGACAGGUUUUCUAUUCUGGUGUUGCAAGAUAUCUGUUCCUCUUUUCAACUAGAUGGUUCUGGCAUUAA